AUGCGGUGCGCCUCUGGCCCUCCUGUUUACGAAAACAUCCACGAAAUCCAAUUGGCCCUAAUACGCUUGGGCCUUGUCUCCUUAGGCAUCCCUAUCAAGUGGCCCCUAAGAUUUAUCUCCAUGUCUCAAUGCAUCCUUCGAAGUACUACCGGCAUGCACUGCUGUCGAGGAAAGAUUAACUUGCUUGGAUUGGUGAUACCAGCGAACCCUCUAGAAUCUUGCCAAUUCCAAGGACGACCACUCUAA
Molecule: messenger RNA, 246 nt
Organism: Nezara viridula (southern green stink bug)
Lineage: Eukaryota; Metazoa; Arthropoda; Insecta; Hemiptera; Pentatomidae
Source: the annotation of a GenBank genome assembly